This is a messenger RNA of Xiphophorus maculatus (southern platyfish), 5168 nucleotides long. RefSeq lists its product as uncharacterized. The record is from RefSeq and is a predicted model, not a curated record. NCBI's taxonomy places the organism in Eukaryota, Metazoa, Chordata, Actinopteri, Cyprinodontiformes, Poeciliidae. The transcript has 8 exons. Bases 92 to 1969 code for a protein of 625 amino acids.
AACAGCAAUGAGCAAACACCCGGUGGAACUGCGCAUCUGCGGUGCUCAACAUUCAAACCGCUUCCCAGUCCAGUCCUUUGCGGAUUAGGAAAUGCCUCAUUGGAGGAAAUGCGUUCUUGGAUGCGAGGGAGACUACCCUCUUUUUACGCUUCCCAAGGAUGCCACGAUUCGCCAGAAAUGGUUGGACUUUAUUUUUGGAGACUUCCCUCCUCCGAAAAAGAACUGGUAUAUUUGUGCGAGGCACUUUACUGAUGACAGCUUUCUAAACAAAGGCCUGUUUGAUAAAGGACUGAUAGGAAGAUUGUCACUAUUAGACCAUGCAAUACCAACCAGGCUUAAACCGUUUGAGUGGGGACAGGGCACACCUGUCUCCAGAUCGGUUGGGACUUCCUGUGUAGUAGAGAUGAAGUCCCAAGGAACAUCCACAACACCACAGACUGCAGAAAUUGGUAUUCAGUGUAUGCUUCUGACUCCCACCCUAGAUGACCAGGACAGCAACGGCCCUGAAAGUGAUGAGGAACCUGAGACUGAUGAGGAGGACCCGGACUGGGCACCUGGUGCAGAAGAGUCUGAGGAUGAGGACUUCGACCUCGAAGACGUGGCCGAAACCUGCCCAGCGGCGGAGCGUAAAUUCAUUGUCUUUGAAAGUUGUUUGAGGACGCUGUUCGCUGUGUGUGUCGUCUGCUCCGGGGCCUGCACAGUGACGAUGAAGCAGAUCAUGGGCACCAUGGUGGCCGUGAGCAGUGUCUGCAAGAGGACAGACGGACACACCCGGGUGUGGUACAGCCAGCCGGCCCACAACAGCAUGCCGGUGGGCAAUUUGAUGAUGGCGGCAGCCACCUUAUUCAGUGGGUGUUCACCAACAAUUGCCCUGAACCUUUUCCGACACAUGAGUGUUGGAAUCUACAGUUUGAAGACGUUUUUCAGUCUGCAGCGCUGCUAUUUGGUCCCUGCUAUUCAAAGGGUUUGGAACACCAAGCAGCAGGCCAUGAUUAUGAAGAGAAAGGGAACGCCACUAAGACUGGGCGGAGAUGCUCGCUGCUGCUCAUCAGGGCAUACAACCAAGUAUGGCAGCUAUUCCUUAAUGGAUAUGAAUACUGGUGUGGUGCUCACCACCCAUCUAGUGGAGUGCAAUGAAGUGCAGAGCAGCGCAGCAGUGGAGUUGGAGGGCCUGAAACAGGGGAUCCGCUUCCUGGAGCAACAUGGCCUCACUAUAGCUGAACUCAUCACAGACAGACAUAUGCAGGUCUGCAAAUGGGUCAGAACGGAAAAGCCCGACAUCAGACAGCGGUUUGACGUAUGGCACGUUUCCAAGGGCAUCUUCAAAAAACUUGUGGCAGUGGCCAAAAAGCCAGGCUGUGCUUCAGUGGGGCUGUGGGCUCAGUCUAUCUCCAACCAUCUGUGUUGGACAGCAGCCACCAGCGGUGGAGACGCAGACAUGGCUGUGCAGAAAUGGACUUCUGUGGCUCGUCACGUCUGCAACAUCCACGAGGGCCACGGCGACAUGUUCCCGCGGUGCGAGCACGGACAGAUGAACAGACAGUGGGUGGAGAACGGCAGCAGAGCACAGAAAGAAAUCCAGGCGGUUGUCCAGAGCUCCAGGCUGCUGGCGGACGUCCGUCAGCUGUCCCCUCCAGAGCAGACGUCGUACUUGCAGUCUUUUCAUAACGUCGUCUGCUUCUUCGGAAGUAAACAGGGGCAUUUCCUUCGUCCCUCACUGGAAGCAAAACUGAUUUUGGCAGCUCUCCACUUUAACGAGAACAUGGCAAAUGAGCAGGCCAGGAAACAGGACAGGGCUCAGCGGUGGAAGGUGUCCUAUCCAAAGUUUAAGAAAGGUGGCGCUGUGGUUCGGCCUGUGAAGGAGUCUCACACAUAUGACUAUGUCAGACACCUGAUGGAGCUUGUGUGGCAGAUGCGGCUGGAGGUUCCCUUCUAUGAAGACAUAGAUACAGAAACUUCUGUUUCUUAGCUCUGGUUGUGCGUUUAGGGUCGUUGUCUUACAUUUGUUUCCAGCUUAGAUCAAAUUUGCUCUUCUAGUUCUGCUUGUUUUAAACUCUAUAAUUUUUCCCAUCAACUCUGACCCACUUCCAUAACCAGGUUAACGAAAAGCAAGUCCAAUGUAUGAUGCUGCCACCACCAUGUUUUGCUCUUAGAGCGUUGUGUUCAGGGUGAUGUGCUGUGUUAGUUUUCCUUCAUAAAGGUCAGAAAGUUACAUUAUUGGCUCUUAUUACAUUUAAGGUAUUUUGGACUUUUAUUUAGGUUUAUAAGAGUAAUGGGGGCUGAAUACAAAUGCUGGCAAUCGUUCACAUAAUUUUGUAGCUAAAAAGUUGCAAAUCUACAUUUAAUUUUCUCUAAGUUUCACGAUUAUGCACAUAUAAAAUCAUGUUAAAUCCUAGAAAUGCACUUAGGUUUCUAAGUAAGUGAAACCUUAUUUAUAUAUCAUCUCUCAAGACACAAAAUCAGAAAGUGCUUCACAACAGUCAGUAAUGCAUAAAAAAGACAAAUAGUAAUAAUAGUAAAGAAAAGAAAAGCAGAUUUAAAUGUGUUUCUAAUUGACUUAAAAUAGAACUGGAAAUCCAGUUUUGCAAAACUGCUGCAGUAAAUUGAGAAAAUGUAAAAAAUUCUAGGGUUAUUAAUACCUUUACAAAGCACUAUACAGUAUGUCCCAAUAAACAGCAUUUACUGUUAAAGAUAAAAUAAAAUACAAAUUCUUUCAUAGAAAAAAAAACCCCAAACAAACUUCUGGAACAAAAUGCAAAAACAACUUGAUGUUUGAAAAAUAAUUUAUUUGCAAUAAAUUAGAUUUUUAAAGUACGAUAGAGUUCAUAUGUAUCCUAAAAUUUAAAGCCACUGAUUUACAUAAACGUCACAUUUUUAUUUAGUCUUGCAGAGUUACCUUGAGAGAAUGAAGUGGCUUUUCUUACGUUGUUACACAUUUUAAUUUAAUCAUACUUAUUUUUUACAGCAUGUUUCUCAGACAGCAGUGGCUCCAGCUUUGGGAUCCUUUAACAUUGCUUCUGGUGGGUGAGGAAAAAAAAUAUCUGGAUAUUUAAUUAUUUAAUUUGUUUUUUUCUGAUGUCGCAAAAUUAUUGCAGUCACUUCAAAGGUUUUCUGAAAAACAGCUGAAAUCCUGUACAGUGUGGUGCAGCAGUUUUCCUCCUAAUGUACAGUUACUAAUAAUUGAAUUUCCAGCCCUGAGUGCAGUCCCUCUGCUUCCACACAAAAUCACAUUCCAUGUUCACUUUGCCUGAGCUAAGCCACCUUGAACGCUUUCCAAACGCUUUUGACAGUUUUGCAAAUACUCAUCAUUAAUAAAAAUUAUCUGAAUCUUUUUAACAGUGAUUUUGAUUUUUGCUUUUUGUCUGGGUGGACUGAUGUAACAAUCAGAUUCAAUAAUAUUUUAAAACAACCUUGAAUUUGUGCAGGAUUUUGUCUAAUCCACACAGGGACGACAUUAGAUAUUCAGUCUCGUAUAUCAUACACCUUCACUGAUAUUUGAUUAAAUGACACCAUCCAAUUUUUUAGUUACUAAAAAGCUUCUGGUGUAAUUCUGGCUGAGUUUGUGACCACGCUUUACAAAAAUUGGUUGGUUUCUUGUCACAUUCUUGGCUUUUAAUCAAGCUAAAUAAUUUUCUAUGCGCUUAAAGUUGGGAAUUUCCACUACCAACUAGUUUUAAUGAGUGUUUGGGACUAUUGUCUUGUUGGAACUCCAAACUGUACCCUAGACUGAGCAAUCCAGCCUAAAAUAUUACCUCAAAUAAAAAAAAUUAUAAAAGUUUACAUUGUUCAAGCACAAUCCGGUGCAGGUUUUUCAUAAACAGGCAACAGUAAUGUAAUUAUUUACAAGAACAUGAAUCAGAAAAAAAGAAGCAUCUGCUGAAAGUGGGCAGCUUCAAACGCCACUGAAAUUAGCUUCUGUCUAUAUGAACAAGCUAAUCACAUGCUUGAUAAAAGUUUCAUGAUUAAAGACAAAACUGUUUGUUUAGCGGCUAGUGGUGCUUGUACCUGAAAUCAGCUGGUAGAUGGUUUAGAUGCAGAAGUUGGUUGUGGAAUAGAGGAAGUAAGUUCUGAUGGAGUCCCAACAUUAAUGGACCGCCAUGUUUAAGAGGCAAGUCUGCAGAAAGAAUUCAACUAACUCAAUAGAGAGCUAUUGAAGACUGGAGGUAUAUAUAUAUAUAUAUAUAUAUAUAUAGAUAGUGUAUAUAUAUAUACACUUGAUAUUCUGUGGAUUACAGCAUCAAAUCCAAAGUUUUUAAACAAUUUCAUUCAGUAAAAUUGCUUUAAUUAUGAUUAUUAUCCCACCCUAAAAAAUCAUAAUGAUAUUUAAUGCCAAUAAGAAAAUCAAAACUUCUGACUGGCCACAAUGUGAUAAUAAAAUAGUGUGGAUUUUCUGUAGAGAAUUAUUGUACGUAGAGCUAUUUAACACAGAGCAAGUAGUGUUGUUGCACAACAAUGAAAGUAUUUACAGCAAUGAAAUCCCUUUGAGUGCCUGACCAUUUAAAACUAAAUUCAGAAUGAAUAAAAUUAUUGCCCAGCAUAAAAAGUCUGUCUGAACCUUCAAAGACAAACCUAACAUAUGAUAUCCCACAGAAAACAACUACAUAAAAACAAAAUUAUUAUAAAUGCUAUAUCUUUUUUGAUUUAGGGUAUAAGAUAAAACAUGAAACAAGAUUUUUUUUUUAAGCAGAUAUACCAGAAAUCUAUCUCAGCUGAACUGUGCUGUGCAUUUAUGUUACCUAAAUGAAUUUAAAAAGAAAUUUGCAUAGAAAGCACACCUGUUAUUAAUUUACAGAGUAAUGCAACUAGAAUGACUUGGUUUUGGCAGAAGAAAAUAAAUAGCAUUUAAGAGACACGCAUAAUAAUAAAUUAUAUUUUUACAACUUUCAAAAUUUGACAUGUGCCAUUAAAAAAAAAAGCAGAGAACCUCAGUCCAAAGUGCAUCCAGCAACGUCACACUGGCGAGUUUACAUAAUUAUAUAGUUUUAGAGUAUUUCCAUCACCCGUCUUAAUCAAACAGAGUCGUUUGUGUUUAAAUAGGGAUAAGAAAAAAAUCCCCUACAGCGAUUGUUUUCACUGAGCAGCAGACCUCUCGUCAAAGAAAACCGAGUUCACCAACCCAUUUUAGAUUAAUCUCAUGAUUUUUUUUUUUUUUUUUUGUACUGAAGGAG